Aphis gossypii (cotton aphid) is the source of this 814-nucleotide messenger RNA. RefSeq lists its product as uncharacterized. NCBI's taxonomy places the organism in Eukaryota, Metazoa, Arthropoda, Insecta, Hemiptera, Aphididae. The coding region runs from base 52 to 750 and encodes 232 amino acids. The record is from RefSeq and is a predicted model, not a curated record. The transcript is spliced from 6 exons.
UCAAAGUGUUUGUAGUAAAUAAUAAAUUAUCUGUUACAUGUUAAAAAAUAAAUGUUUUAUGUUAUGAUUGAUUUGGUAUUUUUGAAAAAAAGAAUGAAUUCCUUCAUUUAUAAUUUGUACCAAUAUUUUUUCGGAAAGAUUCAGCCAAGAAACCCAGAAGAUCAAUCUAUUGACUCUUCGACCAAUAUGACGGAAGAGUGGAAUUCAAUGUCAACAUCUACAAUCAAAUCGAAAAGUUCAAUUGAGAUGAAUCCAAGUCCAGAUGAUAUCGAUACUUUUUCAUCCUUUCCCGAAAAUAUACAAUCACAAAUAAACUCUAUAGUAAUGAAAAUUCAAGAUAUUGAAAAUAAAUUGUUAAAAGAUUGUAAAAAUGACAUCGAAGACAAAUCGAAAGAUACUAAUCCUAUUACAUACCAAAUUCCACAUUGUACAGAAUUAUAUCAAUGUUUACAAAAUACUGUAAAGGAGCUAGAAGAUCAAAAGUACAUGUUUGACACGCAACUUAAAGGAUUGUCAUUGAAUUUGAACAAUAAUAAUAUUCGUUUGGUUUCCGUCGAAAACGAUGUUAAAAACAUAACCCUAAAACAAAUGGAUCUCUCUCAAAUGUACGAAUCGCUACAAGGCCAACUCGAAAUGCUUUCGAAGAAGAUCAAAGUGAAGUUUGAUCACGUGGAACAAAUGUUAAGCCAAAAUAUAACUACAGCUGAUGAGUAUUAUAGACCAAGUAAUAUUAGUAAUGAAUACCUGUAAAGUAUCAAAUCUUGUAGUGUUUUAGGUAUAACCUAUAAUAAUUAAUAAAUAAUAAUUGAUAAUA